Caenorhabditis briggsae is the source of this 1491-nucleotide messenger RNA. Gene Ontology annotation, cellular component: cytosol; signal recognition particle, endoplasmic reticulum targeting. The record is from RefSeq and is a predicted model, not a curated record. The transcript has 9 exons. The coding region runs from base 1 to 1491 and encodes 496 amino acids. Lineage: Eukaryota; Metazoa; Nematoda; Chromadorea; Rhabditida; Rhabditidae. Gene Ontology annotation, molecular function: GTP binding; GTPase activity; endoplasmic reticulum signal sequence receptor activity. Gene Ontology annotation, biological process: SRP-dependent cotranslational protein targeting to membrane; SRP-dependent cotranslational protein targeting to membrane, translocation.
AUGGUUUUAGCGGAUUUGGGUCGAAAAAUUCGAAAUGCGAUCGGAAAACUUGGUCAGAACACGGUUAUCAACGAGGAGGAGCUGGAUUUGAUGCUCAAGGAGGUGUGCACCGCGCUCAUUGAGUCCGAUGUGCACAUUCGGCUGGUUAAGCAGUUGAAGGAUAAUGUUAAAAACGCCAUAAACUUCGAGGAGAUUGUGGGCGGAGCCAACAAGCGUCGUUACAUUCAGAAGACGGUAUUCAAUGAGCUUCUGAAGUUGGUGGAUCCAGGAGUCACGCCAUUCACACCAACCAAAGGAAAACGCAACGUCUUCAUGUUUGUCGGUCUUCAGGGAUCCGGAAAAACCACCACGUGUUCUAAGAUGGCGUACUACUACCAACGAAAGGGAUGGAAGACGUGUCUGAUCUGUGCGGAUACAUUCCGUGCUGGAGCCUUCGAUCAGCUCAAACAGAACGCCACGAAGGCCAGAAUCCCAUUCUAUGGAUCGUAUUCCGAAAUUGAUCCUGUCAAAAUUGCGGCGGAAGGAGUCGAGAAGUUUACGAAAGAAGGAUUCGAAAUCAUCAUCGUGGAUACAUCGGGACGUCACAAGCAAGAAGCGUCGCUUUUCGAAGAAAUGCUCCAAGUUUCGAACGCCGUCACUCCGGAUAACGUCGUCUUCGUGAUGGAUGCAUCGAUUGGACAGGCUUGUGAGGCUCAGGCACGCGCGUUCUCACAGACUGUGGAUGUGGCCAGUGUUAUUAUCACUAAACUUGAUUCUCAUGCCAAGGGAGGAGGAGCGCUGUCGGCAGUCGCUGUCACCAAAUCCCCUGUGAUCUUCAUCGGAACCGGAGAGCACAUUGAUGAUUUUGAGAUUUUCAAACCGAAAUCUUUCGUUCAAAAGCUGCUGGGAAUGGGAGAUAUCGCUGGUCUGGUGGAUAUGGUCAAUGAUAUUGGCAUUUCGGAUAACAAGGAGCUCGUUGGACGUUUGAAACAGGGCCAAUUUACUCUUCGCGACAUGUACGAACAAUUCCAGAACAUUAUGAAAAUGGGACCAUUCAGUCAGAUUAUGAGCAUGAUCCCCGGAUUCGGACCGGAAUUCAUGAACAAGGGAAACGAACAGGAGUCGGUGAAUCGUCUGAAACGAAUGAUGACAGUGAUGGAUUCGAUGAGUGAUAAGGAGUUGGAUCAUCCGAAAGCAUCCGAGCUAUUCACAAAGGAGCCGAAUCGAGUGGCACGUGUUGCCAGAGGAUCUGGGUGUUUCCAGCAAGAAGUACGAGACCUGCUCAGUCAAUACAAGAAAUUCUCGGAUGUCGUCAAGAAGAUUGGAUCGAUUAAGGGAUUGUUUAAUGGUAAAAACGGCGAUAUCAAUCCGAAGAACAUGAAUCCGGCGAAGAUGGCUCAGUUGAAUCAGCAGAUGGCAAAAAUGAUGGACCCCAGAGUUUUGCAACAAAUGGGCGGAAUGGGCGGUCUUCAGAAUAUGAUGCAGCAGAUGGCGAGGGCCGGGAAAAUGUAG